This is a messenger RNA of Exophiala mesophila, 1011 nucleotides long. RefSeq lists its product as uncharacterized. The transcript has 4 exons. The record is from RefSeq and is a predicted model, not a curated record. Gene Ontology annotation, molecular function: 4-hydroxy-tetrahydrodipicolinate synthase activity. Bases 1 to 1011 code for a protein of 336 amino acids. NCBI's taxonomy places the organism in Eukaryota, Fungi, Ascomycota, Eurotiomycetes, Chaetothyriales, Herpotrichiellaceae.
AUGGGAUCCAUUGCAGUCGAAACACGCCAGCCGGCGCGAGCAUAUCCACCGGGAGUUCAUGUCCCGUCUCUGACUUGGUUCAAAGACGACGAUGUACAGACCAUUGACUGGGAGGUCCAGACGAGCCAUCUGAAAUUUUUGAUCCAAUCCGGCCUUCACGGAGUUGUGAUCGCAGGCACCAAUGGAGAAGGCAAGCAUCUACCUGCAACACUGAAAUUGGAUGAGAAGUUGGAGCUUGUCCGCCGGACAAGACAAAUCGCCCAGUCAGUAGGACGACCAGAUCUGCCAAUUACGGUCGGAUGUAACGGUGGAUGCACUUUGGCGGUUGUGGAGGAGACUCAGGCGGCAAAGGCAGCUGGAGCAGAUUUUGCUUUGGUGCUUGUACCGAGCUAUUUCCACUUCGCCAUGGAUGACAACGCUAUCAACGAGUUCUUCCUGGAAGUGGCCGACAAAUCGCCCAUUCCAAUCGUCAUCUACAACUUUCCUGGCGUUGUCAGCGGGCUUGACGUCAACAGUGAAAUGCUGGACGUUCUAGGCGAUCACCCCAACAUUGUCGGCGUCAAGUUGACAUGUGGUGGAAUCGCCAAAGUGGCCAGGGCGAGCGCUAAGUUUGGUGUAUUUGGUGAUGAGAACGAGAACGGGACGUUCAGAGCUUUGGCAGGUCAGAGUGACUGGUUGGUGCCCGCGCUCGCUGCCGGAGGUGCAGGUUGUAUCACCGGAGUUGCCAAUCUAUACCCGAAGGCUUGCAUCGAAAUGUACGAUCUUUGGAAUGCAGGAAAAGUUCAACAAGCCUGUCGUCUACAGAAUGAGAUUGCAAAGUCUGAGAUCGGGUUUGGCAAAGGGGGAAUCAAUGGCACCAAAUGGGUGGUAGGAGCUCUCCUUGGCUACCCAGAGUCAUCUUCGCAUUGCCGACGACCAUACCCAAAGUUUUCAGAUGAUAAAAAGAAGGCGUGGGUUUUGGGGAAAGUCAAACUAUGUGGUCAGAUCGAAAUCGAUUUGAGUCAAAGAUGA